AUGUUUCCUAGUCCCGUGACUACUACGCCCUUUUCUGUCAAGGAUAUUUUGAAUCUGGAGCAGCAUCAGACCGGCCUGGCUUCGAUGGAGCUCUCCACCCUGUCCUCCUCCUCCUCCUGCAUGCUGUCAACCUUCAAACAGGAGACGUACACGGCAGAGACAACAGCCCUUCCUGCACUCAGCGAGGAGCAGACUCAGAUUCACCCUUCCAAAAACUCCACCACCUUCCCCAGCUCCUUCUAUGUUAAAAACUACAUGGAAGUGGACUCGGCCAAGGACUCUAAAGUGGACAAGAAAGAACUGUGCUCCCUUCACAAGACCCUGGAACAGGAGAAAGGGGGCUUGGAGGAUCCAGAGCGCCCCAGACAAAGGAAGAGGAGGAAACCCCGCGUCCUCUUCUCUCAAGCUCAAGUCUAUGAACUGGAGAGAAGGUUCAAGCAACAGAAGUAUCUCUCGGCCCCCGAGAGAGACCAUUUAGCGAACGUCCUAAAGCUCACCUCCACCCAGGUCAAAAUUUGGUUCCAGAAUAGAAGGUAUAAAUGCAAAAGGCAGAGACAGGAUCAGACCCUAGAAAUGGUCGGGAUCCCUCCACCGAGGAGGAUAGCCGUGCCUGUUCUGGUAAGAGAUGGGAAGCCCUGCUUAGGGGAAUCUUCCCCCUACAGUUCACCCUACAAUGUCAGCAUUAACCCCUAUAGCUACAACGCCUACCCUGCUUACACGAAUUACAACAGCUCAGCCUGCAAUGCCAACUACAAUUGCAACUACCCUUCCAUGCAGACCAUGCAGCCUGCUGCAGCCGGCAACAAUUUCAUGAACUUCAGCGUAGGGGACUUGAAUUCAGUGCAAACACCGAUUCCGCAGGGUAACGCAGGGAUUUCCACGUUGCAUGGGAUCAGAGCCUGGUAG
Emys orbicularis (European pond turtle) is the source of this 906-nucleotide messenger RNA. It is a transcript of the gene NKX2-5, whose product is annotated as NK2 homeobox 5. The transcript has 2 exons. Gene Ontology annotation, cellular component: nucleus. Gene Ontology annotation, biological process: regulation of transcription by RNA polymerase II; cell differentiation. Gene Ontology annotation, molecular function: DNA-binding transcription factor activity, RNA polymerase II-specific; RNA polymerase II cis-regulatory region sequence-specific DNA binding. Lineage: Eukaryota; Metazoa; Chordata; Testudines; Emydidae. The coding region runs from base 1 to 906 and encodes 301 amino acids. The record is from RefSeq and is a predicted model, not a curated record.